This is a messenger RNA of Gekko japonicus, 4006 nucleotides long. Its product is annotated as melanoma inhibitory activity protein 3-like. The record is from RefSeq and is a predicted model, not a curated record. The transcript is spliced from 7 exons. Gene Ontology annotation, biological process: vesicle cargo loading; endoplasmic reticulum to Golgi vesicle-mediated transport; protein secretion. Gene Ontology annotation, cellular component: endoplasmic reticulum exit site; endoplasmic reticulum membrane. NCBI's taxonomy places the organism in Eukaryota, Metazoa, Chordata, Lepidosauria, Squamata, Gekkonidae. Gene Ontology annotation, molecular function: protein binding. The coding region runs from base 206 to 4006 and encodes 1266 amino acids.
GCUGGCGAAGUGAGGCUUCCUUCGUCGUCCAGGGAGGCUGGCGCGCGAGGCUGCGCCUCAGUCCCCGGCCGGCGGCUAGCACGCAGGGUGUGGUGCGGUUCCUCCUCCUCCUCCUCCCGCCGUAUCCUCUUCCAGCCCGGCUCUGCUGACGUGUCUUCUCCCCCUUCCCACCCAGCAGCCAGCCCGGCAGCCUUGCUAACGAAACAUGGCUGCGCCGCCACGGCGUCUCUCAGUGGCGCUCCCGCUGGUCGCUCUGCUCCUUUGCGCCCGGCCGCCCUCCUGCCAGGCCCGCCAGGAGCUGGACCGGCGUUUUGCAGAGUUCAAGCGCUGCGCCGACCCCGAAUGCAGCAUGCUAAUGUGUCGAGGAAAAGCAGUGAAAGACUUUAAAGGUCCAGAUUGCCGCUUUGUAGCAUUCAAAGAAGGUGAAUCCGUGUACGUGUAUUAUAAAUUAACAGGAAGAACCAAUGAGCUUUGGGCUGGAAGUGUUGGAAGCGAAUUUGGAUAUUUUCCGAAGGAUUUACUUGAAAUAAACCAUAUUUAUACCCAUGAUGAGCUAGAAUUACCAACAGAUGAAACAGAUUUUGUUUGUUUUGAUGGAGGCAAAGACAAUUUUGAGAAUUACAAUGUUGAUGAACUUUUAAAAUUAUCAGAGGACAUGGUAGCUAGUGAUGCUGAAGCGAACCUAGAAACUGAAAAGGAAGAGGAAACUGAGGGGGCUGAUCCUAUGGAAUCCAUUGAUCCACAAGCUGAUGAUAUUGAAGUGGACUCAGAAGAAAGCAGUGGUGACCAUGGCGGAAUGGAUGAACAAGACACUUUUCUUUUUGAAAAAGAUGAGAAUGUAGAGGGAGCUCUUGAUUCCAAGAAUGAGAACCUUGCUGUAAAUAGUGACACAGACAAUCCUCAGGGAGACCAAAGAGCACAUCAAUCUUUGGAAGAAAUGCAGGAAACUUUAAAAGUGCCAGAACAUGAAAGUGCCAAAAACUCUAGUUUUUCUCAGGGUGAAGCUGAACAAUCAGAUUAUGGAGGCAAAGAUGAUGGUGCUUUUACACUUCUACCACAAGAUGCAUCAGAGGAGCUGAAAACAAAAUUUGGCUCAACUGCCGAUGCUCUUGUGUCUGAUGAUGAGACAACUAGCCUUGUUACAUCAUUUGAUGGCAAUCUGAUGGAAGACAUGGAUAUUGACUCUUAUGAUGCAGAGAAGCUGAAAGAAUUUGAAGAACAAUCAGAAGAAAUUCCUUUGCUGUCUUUCACAGAAGAAGUUACAUCUUCUGAGGACCCAAAGGCUGGGAAGAUGUUAUCUGAGGGCAUCCAUGAGUCAGAAAUGAGUGAUCUUGAUGUCACUGGGGAAGAUGGCAAAAAAUCCAUUGAUGAGAGGAAAAAAGACUCUGGUUUAUUAACAAAUUUAGGGGAUACAAUUUUUGCAGUUGUCAGUGGAGGUGAAAGACCGACUGAUGAAACAAAUGGGGAGAGAGCUGAUUUAGAAGAGGCGGAAGAUGAUGAUAAAGUGGUCCUAAUCAACAACAACAAGAAAGAAAAUAUGCACAUUCAUUCAGAGGAGACUUCUUCAAAAAAUGACCCCUUAACAUCACAACACGAUCAUAUUACAAAGGAAACAGAAAAUGGAGAUGUCCAAGAUCACAAGGGAGGAAGGUAUAAAACUCAGAACUAUGAGGAAGAGCAUUCAAAAAGUGAGGCAGAACCUGGUACACAGAAACAAUUGCAAAGCACAUCUAUGCAUAAUUUUGGUGCCUUUUCUAAUUACAGAGAUGGCCUGGAAUCUAAAGCAUCUAUGGAAACAAAGGAAGAAUCUGUAAAACCACCUAUGGGUGACAUCAAAGAUGAUCCAGAAGGCCUUUCUCUUCAUAAAAUAAUACAAGAUGAAGAAAGGGAGAGCAUCUUGGAGGACAGCUUGGAAAAUGAUACAAAACACAAAAUACUUUGGGAGGAAUUAGAUGAAAAAGAUCAGAAUGUAGAAUCUAUGAAUACAGAAUCUAUGAAUACAAAUGAGUAUCAAAGUGACCAGGAUGAUACCAGUCUCUUCACAGGUAAAACAAACCAUGACACACAGCAAGAUGGAGAAGAUUUUGAAACAACAGAGAUAUUCAGUAAGGAGAAGCAGAUAAAUGCCUCUGCUGUGGAAAAUAUGCCCACUGAGGGAAAUACUGACCUGACUAUCAAACAAUCCGAACAGGAAACCGAAGACCAGUAUUUAGAUGACCAUGAAGGCAUUACAAGAAAUAGUAAGAAGCAAACACAAGAGAAAACAUCUGUUAUAGAAAAAUCCAACUCCAUACAGCAUAGAAACUUUACUCAGCAAAACACUGUUCACAAUGAAGCUGAACGCAUGAACGAAGUUAUUGGUGCAAAUACAGGUAGAGAGAAAUCCUUCACACCAGCAGUCCAGUAUCUGGAAACUGAUGCUGAAGAAGACUACUUAGAAGAAUCACAAGAGGAACUAUUACAGGAUGAAAAUGCUGUUAGUGCAAAACUCUCUAAAGAGAGACUUGCAGAUGAACAAAGUUUUACACUAGGUGUUCAAAGUGGCAGCCCCCAAGUGGAAAUGCCAAACGAUGCUAUUUCAAGAGCUGCUAAUCCUGUUGAUGAAAUGGGAGAAGAAGCAAUGACAACACUUGAGCAGGGUGAAAAGGAGGACAGCAUGCAACAUUUGCAUGAAAAGUAUGAAAGCAGGCAAUUACACAAAGUUUCUCAAAUGACUGAGAUGACAGAAGGCAAAAAAGAGGAGCAGGAAGAGGUGGAGCAGUCAACAUUACACAAAGUGGAAAAUUCUGUGGUUGAAGAAAAAACCGUAUUCCAGGACACGGAGGACAAUAUGUCAAGCAAUUUAAAUAUUUCUGAAGUAGAAGACAACAAGGAUGACUUUAAUGAAACCCAGGAGCAUCUUCCUGAGAAUACUCUACAGAAUGAACUUACAGACAAACACCAGCAUUCCUAUGAUCCCUCCACGCCUAGCAGUGUCUCAGAAAACGAAAAGGAAGCUGCAGAACCAGAGUAUGGUGAGUCAGUGAGAGAACUCACUAUAAUGAAGGCAUUUCUUGAUGAAAAACGUGUUGCACGCAUACAGAAAUAUCUUGGACAGCAACAUGUUUUCAGGAUAGAGUCUUUGUUUCAUGACAUGGAGCUGGAGUUAAUGCUUGCUCAGAAACAGAAUAACAACCAUGAAGAAACUGAAGAUGCUUUGGACCAGAUCCUUGAAUCUUCAGAAUCAAAUAUUCUGGAUGCUGUGGACAAGAUUUUAGAUUCAAGGGAAAUAGAAAAUGAAGAAGAAGUGGUGAAAGAAAUUGAUUUGUUUGAUGAAGAAGCUGCCUUAAUGGAUGAUAUUCAGGAACUAAUGUAUUCGCUAAGACAAAAAUAUUCUCCCUUUAGUGAGAGUGCUCCACUUGCAUCUGCCCUAGAAUCAGAGACGGAUUCUAGUGUGCUUAUUACAGCUAAUGCAAAACAAACUGAAGAUGACAGACAUGCUAUUCAAAGCCCAGCAGAGAACACAGAUCAAAAGCACCUGCCAUAUACAGAGCAGAUGUCAAAAGAGCAAGCUGUUCUUCACCUAGAUGAACCAAAAGAUGAUGUGAAUGUUUUGGCAGAGACUGGAACUGUGGAAGAAACAGAAAGCAAGGAUAUUUUUGGAAGUGGGAAGAAAUUGUCCCACGUGGAUGCAGCUUCUGAACUGACUGAUUCAAGGACAAAUACGGAAGAAGAUUUUAUUACUGGUAACAUUCCUGGUACUCCUCAUGCUAAAGGUAAUGCCAUGGAAAAACACAGUAAUCCAUCAGAAGCAGACUCUGCUGCUCCACAAAUUCUGGCUGCCUUGGAUGGUGCAGUCCUUUUAGCCAAAGAAAAUAUGCGGCCCAUCACAGAGAUUGUUUUACUGAAUAAUUCAGUUUUGCAGUUUGCAGAAAGCCACGAGAACCAGAACCUUCCUGACCUUAUCAGGCAAGCCAUUCCAUAUGGUGUGGGCCACAGAGAAUGUACAUAUCCAAGCAAUUGUUGA